Molecule: messenger RNA, 1614 nt
Organism: Phoenix dactylifera (date palm)
Lineage: Eukaryota; Viridiplantae; Streptophyta; Magnoliopsida; Arecales; Arecaceae
Source: RefSeq, a predicted model, not a curated record
CCCUGCGCUGCACUCAAUUAGUAGGGGACAAGCUCUCCCCUACCAAUUGGCUUUCGUUCUUUAUGCUAUCUGGAUGGUUCUAACCACUCCUUUUUGGUACACCAAACGUUUCUGGCGAACCAUCGGCUGGUUCUUCCCAUCUCCUUUUCUUUUGGCACCCUUGGAGCAGAUUACAUUCAAACGGUCCACCUAACCUUGCUCUCUACUCCCUAUAUUUCGUCCGAGCUGGUUUCAUCCCUUCAUCCCUGCCACCCUGCCCAAUGGAUCCUGACACCGAAAUCCAAUUCGAAUUCUUCCCCUUCAUUCGCCAGUACAAGAGCGGCCGCAUCGAGCGUUUCUACUUCCCUCGCAAUACCCCCGCUGCCUUCGACCCCGAAACCGGCGUAACCUCCAAAGACGUCGUCAUCGACCCGGAAACCGGCGUCUCCGUCCGCCUCUUCCUCCCCAAGCUCGGCGACAUCGCUCGGAAGAAGCUCCCGAUCUACGUUUACUUCCAUGGUGGAGGCUUUGUCAUCGGAUCCGCCUUCGAUCCCCCCUCCCACCACUACCUCACUCCCCUGGUGGCCAGAGCCAAUGUCAUCGCGGUCUCGGUGGACUACCGCCGCCCCGAGCACCCGCUGCCUAUAGCCUACGAGGACUCGUGGGCGGCGCUCAAGUGGGUGGCGUCCCACGCUGCGGGCGGCGGCACUGAGGCGUGGCUGGCCGAGCACGGAGAUUUUGGACGCAUUUUCUUGGACGGCUGCAGCGCGGGGAACAUAGCCCAUCACAUGGCGCUGCGCGCUGGCACAGCGGAGCUCGGACCUGAGGUGAGGAUACGAGGGAUGGUAUUGAUCCAUCCCUAUUUCGGGGGAAGAGAACCGUUUCCUUCGGAGUUGGCGGACAUGGGGUUGAAGGAGAAGAUGGACGGGAUGUGGGUGCUGGCUUGUCCCGGGACAGUUGGGAUGGACGACCCACUAGUGAACCCGCUGGCGGAGGCGGCGCCGAGCUUGAAGGGAUUAGGGUGCGAGAAGCUGCUGGUGUGCGUGGCGGACAAGGAUAUCUUGAAGGAGAGGGGGAGGGCGUAUUACGAUGGAGUGCAGAGGAGCGGAUGGGGAGGGGAGAUGGAGUGGUUGGAGUCGGAGGGGGAGGGGCACGGGUUCCAUGUUCAGAAGUUCAACUGUGAGAAAGCUGUGGAGCUGAUGGAACGUACGGUGAAGUUCAUUAGUGGAAGCUGAAGGAUUUUUGGUGCUGGGAAAAGGGCUGGUGAUGGGAAAUGGAGAAGGGGAUGGUAAUUCCAUUGAUGGGAUUUGGUAAAUGGUUGGUUAGCUUCAUCCAAAGGAAAGCUCUUAAUUUCUAUGGUGCUUCUGGGAAUGGUGAAGUGAUUCCCGUAACAGAGAGUGCCCAUUGUUAGAUGGGAGAAUAAGAAUGAAUCGAAAAUGUCGUUGAUCUCUUCUUUUCGGAUCAGUUAGUUGACCUCAGUUUCCUAUUUUUAUGUUUGCCUGCAGGCUAAGUGUUCUGUAUUUUGACUUCUUGUUUCUAAUUGCUCUUCCGGUAAUCUGGUUCCGUUGGUGGUUGGAUAAAAAAAUGUCAAUGAACUUUCAUAAUAAUGACAUUUCUAUUUUAUAGGAAAAAUCA